GGGAACCAUGACAGUCAGCACAAUUGCAUGCUUGGAAUUUUAGCUACCGACUUUUGCCUUCUGAGUCCGUGGAGGAAGAAAGCCGAAAUGACUACCAGAGUGAAGAGACACCGCAACAUGAAGCUCGGCAGCUAACAUUUGUAGCGCAGACAGCCGGCUGGUCGAGAUAUUUGAACCAGCGACAGCAACGACAGCAACGACAGCCGUGGGUUGCCAAACAAGAAGCAUCAUUCAGUGUCAGCCAGAGGUAACAUUAGCAGCUGGAGCUCUCAGCCGAGCUCGUCUCUGCUUCUCUGGAGCCUAUAAAUCCAUGCUUCAACCUCAAGUAUACUUCUCCAGCAUAUUCAACAAUGUCUGCGGAUCCCCUGCCUGAAUGCCCAGUCUGCAUUGAUGAUUUGAGGUUAGACAUCUUACAACCAAAACACCUCUCUGAAACACCCUGACUGCCGGUGUCUGUGGAACACAGCUGCCUUCGAGUUCCUCUUCCUGGCCUUUGCUGUUGAUCAACCAUACUCUAACUCUAGGAAUGCUUUGUAGCAACCUCUGGAUAAAGACACCGGAAAAGAGAAUUUCCCUGUAGAAAUCAGGGGGAAAAUCAGUAUAUUAAGUUACUGGUAUAUCCACACCCAAGAAAAGACCUUCAGCCUCAGACAGGGCCUCUCCAGCUGCCCCUCCCCCUUGCCACCCCAAGUACCAUGCUGGGUACACUCCUGCGGAGGAACAUGUCCCAGAAGCUGAGUGUGCUGCUGCUGGUAUUCGGCCUGGCGUGGGGGCUUAUGCUGCUGCGCUACACUGUGCAGCAGCCUCGCCAUCAGAGCAGCGCCGAGCUACGUGAGCAGAUUCUGGAGCUCAGCCGGCGAUACGUCAAGGUCCUAACAGAGGAGAACCAGAAUGCACCAGGUGGGCCACAAGGAACCUCCAUGGCUGGUUACGCUGAUCUGAAGAGGACUAUAGCUGUGUUACUGGAUGAUAUUCUGACACGGCUGGUCAAACUGGAGGGGAAAAUCGAGUUGGUGGUCAAUGCCUCCUCCACUAACACCUCCCACACAGCAGGGGGCGAUCUUGCUUCUGCUCCCGCUGCCCUACAGAAAUCCUCAAAGCAGGAGACACCUGGCAGCCACCCAGGGACGUCACGCCUUCACCCACACAUCCCUAAUAGGCCUCGGCCACAUCAAGGAGCAUAGUCUUGAUAGAAGUAUUGGUUGUUGGGUUUUUUUGUUUUGUUUUUUUGCUUUUCAGCACAUCACACUUUCCAGCAUUUAUCACUGAUGUAACAACAUCAGAAACGUGAAAAGCAAUAGUGAGACAUAUGGACAUCCAGAAACUGAAACUUCUCAGAUGGAUGCUUUCUCAGAAAUGUUCAGCCAACUCAGAGGGAAGAAGAGGGACUUCUUUAUGCUCUGUCCUAUCAUAUGCUGAUAUUUAUUUAUUUUUUACCAAGACUAUCCAGAACCUUUUUUUUUUUUAAAUAUUUGCAUUGCUGAUUUUAUUUGGUUUAAAUUUUAGCUUCUUUUUUUUAUAAUGCCAUAUUUGAAUCUUGUGACUGUUAAAACAGAUGCAAAGAGGUAUAAACACUCUUGAAACUGAACCUGAUUCUCAUACGCUUUAUCUUAAAAAUGGCUUAAAAUGCUCAUCUAUCUACAUUGUAAACAAUUUUACAAUACUGCUUCAACAUAUCAAAAUGCUGAACUAAACAGUAGUAGCUGAUAUUUAGGGAUAGCUACAUUUCAGUUUUUAGCUGGAAUACUGUACUGAAGAAGAUUCUACGUUUAGCUUACACAUACAGUUUUAAGGAUAAUUAAACUGUAUAGUUCACCUGUUAGAGAUAAUCCAAAGAAUGUUAUUUGCACUCCAUCUGAAGGGAGUAUACAUGUGUAUUCCCAAUUGCUGCAAGACAGUGAGUUUUAUGCAGAAUAUGAUUGGAUGAUGCCUAAUUGCAACCGUAAACAGGAGCGUGUGUGUGCUUUGUCUCUGUUGAAAUCCAAUGGUUCCUCCUUCACCUGGAGUUGAGAAAUGUUUUAAUAUAGUUGUGGAGCAGAUUGAAUGUACCGUGUAGUCAGGCUUCAGCCCUGCAUUGCUGUUGAGAUGACUGACAUACUGCUUACACAUGUUCAGGGUUCAUGUUGCACUGUGACUCUAUAGAGAUUUUCUAAAAAUACUGGACUCACCCUACCUUGGCUGUACGAAUAUCUUAGAAGGGUGGACAUCAUGUCCUGUAAUUUUCAUUCUUCCAGCCUUUCUGCUGGCCCUGAGUGUGGUUUCUAUAAUACUGAGCAACUCAAACACCUCACCCUGGGCCGUCCAGAGGAAGAAGAUCUUUAAUUUGCUCAUCAUGAUGCUCAUUAACAUUGUGACUUUGUGCUGCAAGAAAGAAAGGCAAUACUGGGAUUGUAUGAGACAAAGUAACUGUGGGUGGCAUAUUAAAAUAUGAGGAAAAAAACUGCUUCAUAAUGUUGCACAUUACAAGCUUAACUGUGGGUGAAGGCCACCAGAUUGAAUGAUUUAACUGUGGUUCGAGUGUGUCAACACUGAGUGAUGCCAUAAAUGUACUUUGCUUCAUAAUGCUAAAGUAGAAAAGAUUGUGAGCCAGUCAGGUGCUGUGAGAUAGCUUUACUAAUAAAUUGACCUCAUGGAAAAAUGA
This is a messenger RNA of Dicentrarchus labrax (European seabass), 2641 nucleotides long. RefSeq names its product coiled-coil domain containing 126 (gene ccdc126). The coding region runs from base 696 to 1184 and encodes 162 amino acids. The record is from RefSeq and is a predicted model, not a curated record. Lineage: Eukaryota; Metazoa; Chordata; Actinopteri; Moronidae. The transcript is spliced from 3 exons.